GGAAACAAUUGGUACAAUUAUGAAAACGAAAAUGAUUGCGCCAAUUACUGUCCAGCUGAUGCACAGGUAUAUAGUUAUUUAGUUUCUACUAUGUGAUGAUUUGUGAAAGGGUAAGCUGGUUUUUGACUCUUUCCAAACUAGAGCGGUCUAUAAUUGAUUACGGCCACCGCUCUCUGGCCCAGGACGCAUCUGAUUGGUUAAUCCGGUAGAUUAAGCGCAUGCUAACUUUUACUACUUUUUUAUACAACCGUUCCCUGAUCGAAACCUUCUUCUUAGGACGAUGGUGAUGACGACGUAUUUGAUGGUGAAGAUGCGGGAGGAUUUAAUGAAUAUUCAUCACAGACUCUUAGUUCAUUUAACAACGAAACUGUGUUCCAGGGUGACAACCUUGUUGCACAACCAAAUAAGGUGAGGUGGAUGAAAUACAGUAGGUGGUGUUUGCACUGAAGGUAGGUUUUGGGCUUUUGGCACGGGGAGCAAUGGAGCAUUCCGUUUCCUUCUCAAAUUUUUAACCACACACCCAGGCCAUAUGAUGCAUGAUUUAGGGUAUAUUAUCAAGUAUAUACUCGGGUAACAGUGUUACAAGUGUUACACUAUCUUUAUUUAGGGGUAGGGUUAGAGUUAGUGUGUGUAACACUAUAUAACACGGUGGGGGUAGGGUUAGUGUGUGUAACACUAUGUAACACGGUGAGGUUAGGGGUGGGGUUAGGGGUAGGGUUAGUGUGUGUAACAUUAUGUAACACUAUGUAACACUGUCAACACUCUGUAGCACUGUGUAGCACUAUGUAACAAUGUGUAACACUGUGUAACACUAUGUAAGAAUAUGUAACAUUGUUUAACACUGUGUAACACUUGUAACAGUGUUACAACUGAGUGCCAUAAUAAAGCCACCCUAAAUCGUGCAUGGUAUAACCCAGGCUAGUAGUUUAUUGAACCUUGUGGCCAGUGUUGGAAAAUGUCUGGCAGCACCGAUGCCAGAAAAUGUUUACAGUAAUAAAAUAUCUUCCAAGGUAAUUUUCUUACAUCCAGCAGGAAAUUUUUGUCAUUUUAUAUAUAUUGAAAUGUCAUACAGUUUGCUUGUUGAUUUAAAAUGUAUUCAGGGACCCCGAAUGAAUAUCGAUAUACACAUAGCUAUAGCCACUUUAUAAAUGUCACAUACAGGUGCAGAAGAUCGACAUCGCGUAUUCAAAAACAGCGAAGAAAAUCGAUGUGAAAAAAGUAAAGAGGGCGAUGUGGGAUGUCAUGUCCUCGACACCACGUGAUGCAGAUAAAGUAAGAUCUAUAUAUCAUGUAGCUGCAUCUCUUCUAACUUCUCUAAUUGGAAAUGUGAAAAGGCACAGCAAUCUCUCUGUAUUAGAGAGUUACAACGAUGAUUGUACCACAUACACAAACUAUAGUAUCAUGAAAUGAUCGUCGUCGUCGUAUCGUAAAAAUUUAUUUCAAGACGCUAGCUUCAUCAACAUACGUUGGUUUUCAUGAGGGGCGACGUCAAUUUAUAUACAAACUAUUUACAAGAAAAUACGUAGAAAAAAAAGAAAAACUAUUUACAAGAGUGCAUGCUGAAUACAGGAGGUGUGACCCAUACAUUAAUAUUAGUAACAGAAUCAAAGAUUAAUAUUUUCUUUGAAACUAUGGAUUGAUCGUGUCUCUUUUGCUUCCCGAGAAAGGCUAUUCCAAAGCUUUGCCCCGCUGUAUUUAAAACUUUUUUUAGGAAUUCCCUUCUCGGUUUUGGGAGAGCUAAAGUUAUAGUUCGCUUGCGUUAAACUACUCCCAAUCAAUGACUCUUUCUGAGUGUCCGUAAUUCAUAUCGUUCUUUCAAGGAAAAUAUGCCAGAAAAUAAUGCAACCGAAGAUAUUGUCAAAGAGAGCGUUACGAAGCCAUGUAACUUUACUGAAUUGUAUCACACAAUCCCGAGCAAAAUGUCUAAACAAAUGGCAAAGAAUCUCUCCAUUCCAAUCGCUUUUGUUUGCUUGCUUCAUUUGGCAAACGAAAAGGUACUGUAAAUUAAAAUGUUCACGGCUCGGUCAAGGCCUUAUUGUGGCAUACUGUAGUUAUGCAGAUAUGGCCAGGAGCCUACUCCUGUUCAAGCACAUGAAAUGUUCAUGCAGAUGCAGUCUACCUACUGUAGUAACCCUUACUAAAGGGGAAGUUAUGAGAAUUGAGAAGCCAGAAUUUGCAUGACAAUUUUCUAAACUCUCAUCAUGAGUCGUGCCUUGGUUAAACCAGAACAACAGUUGCAUUAGAUUGAUGAGAGUUGACAAGAUAUUCCCCACAUAGCGAAAACUGAAAAAAUUAUGUUUGUGAUGUUGUUCUCAGUGUGUCCACAACGGGCAAGCAGAAACGUUUGUUUGACUGCGGUGGGAAUCGAACCCACACCUUUAAUUUUCCAGUACGAGGUAGCCCGCGUGCAGGCCCAAGGGAGCAGGCUCAAGGGAACUUGAUAUCAGUUCCCUUGGGCCUGCACGCGGGCUAAGUACGAGGUCAAGUCAGUUUGAAAUAUCAUCCACUUGAACCGAUUUGACCUUGUAGCUCAGUUGGUAGAGCAUUGGACAGGGUUCGUACACUUUCUCCCAUUUAGAAUUCCAUGACUUCCCAUGACCAUUUUUUUCAAAAUCCAUGACCUGGAAGUCUGGAAUUUCUGAAUUUGUUAAUAUUUUAACGAUAACAAAUAUAAUAAAAAAACAAACUUAACUUCGCUCUUCAAAAAAUCUGUUAUAUAACAACAAUUCAUAUUAUUGUUAUGACUGGUAAAUUGAAAUAAGUAAAAUACUUUGUUAAUGUUAUGUAAAAUUUCAAUUUUUCAUGACUUUCCAUGACUAAAAUUGAUUUUCCAGACCUGGAUUUUGGAAUAUUGAAAUUCCAUGACUUUCCAGGACCCGUACGAACCCUGAUUGGACUGGCAAACCAAAGAUCACAGGUUCGAUUCCCACUGCGGUCAAGCAAACUUUUCAGCUUGCCCGGUAUGGACACACUCAGAGCAACAUCACAAACAUAUAUCUUCACCUGAGUGUGCAACACCAGAAACAAAACUGAAAAAUUUACCAGCUAAAAGAGUUGAGUGUUGGUCAAAUGCAAGUAAGAAUUGCAACUCUCAUCAACUGUCAGUGCCUUGUUUGACCAGGGGUUAGCUGUUUGCAACUUUUAUAAUGAAGUUUUUCUGUUUGUUUUUCAGAACUUAAAACUCGAAGGUCGAACAUCAAUGGAUGAUUUCACUAUUACUCAAGGAGUUUAGCAGUGACAAAAACAUCAACUGUAUAACUGUAAUUAUGUGUAACAAAAUGCAAUAAUUUUUUUAUCUUUUAUUAGAAAUAGUUGAAUUUAUUAGCAUGUAAUACCACCAGGAAAUACAUACAGUGUAGUACAUAUAGAAAAUUGAAGCUAAGGAUUUUCUGAACUACAAUCUAAUACUUAUACCAAAUUCUUACUAUAAUUAUUAUUAAUGUUGUUUCCCCUUAAAUAGUUUUACCAACCCAGUAACAAUUAAUUGCCUAUAAAACAUAAAUACAUAACAGCAAGUAUUUCUUCUUCAUUUGAAAUGUCCAAAAAUGUUUGCCAUUAUUUAUAUUGGUUUUAGCACAAUCUAGAAAAGACAGUGAAUUAUAUUAAUCCGA
Messenger RNA from Paramuricea clavata, 3611 nucleotides. NCBI's taxonomy places the organism in Eukaryota, Metazoa, Cnidaria, Anthozoa, Malacalcyonacea, Plexauridae. The record is from the annotation of a GenBank genome assembly.